AGCCUCCUGGUUAGCACUCUUUGGUCUUCGGCUUUUUUUUUUUUUUUGGCUGCGACUUGCAGGCUGAUUGCAGGAAAAACGAUUUGCACGUGGAGAGGCGCGUGGACCCCGCGACCUCACCCUCCUCACCCGCAUGUUUGAGGAGCCGGAGUGGGGCGACGAGGCCCCGGUAGUCGCGGCCCUCGGGCCUCUAUCUUCAGAGAGUCGGCCCACCGCAGCCUCACGAACCAAGGGUUCUAAACGCCGCCAGCUCUUGGCCACAUUACGGGCUCUGGAAGCAGCAUCUCUUCCCAAGCAACCCCCUAGCCUGCCUGGCAGUGACUCUGAGGAGGAAGAGAAGGUAGAGAGGAAGAGGAAACGUCUGAAAAAGGCUUCUUCUGCUAGUGCUUCUACUGAAGUAGAGGAGAAAAAUAAGAAGAAACGUCAAAAACGGGACCCACCUGGCAGAGACUCUGAGGAACAGAAAGUGGAAAAAAAGAAAUGUCGCAAAGGUGCCCUUCUUGGCGCUGACUCUGCAGAAGCUAAAAGGCGGAGGAAAUGCCAGAAGCAGCCCCCUUCAAACCCGACCCAGCACCUGGAACACAUUAACCAAACAGGACCCAAAGCUGAGAAGAGUGGUGUUACAAAUGACUCAUCCAAGUCAAGCCCUGGGACCACUUCCCCUGAGCGCCCCCAUGUCUUGAGUCGCAAGCAGUGGCGGAACCGACAGAAGAACAAGCGCAGACACAAGAACAAGUUCCGGCCACCUCAGCCACCAGAUCAGGCACCAGCCACAGCUCCCACAGGGGAGACAGAGGUGCCUCCCGCUCCCAGCCCAGACAGCCGCGAGGCCCGGGCAGGGGCCCUGAGAGCCCGCAUGGCACAGAGGCUGGAUGGUGCCCGGUUCCGCUACCUCAAUGAGCAGCUGUACUCGGUGCCCAGCAGUGCUGCCCAGCACCUCUUCCAGGAAGACCCUGAGGCCUUUCUCCUCUAUCACCGUGGCUUCCAGAGCCAAGUCAAGAAGUGGCCGCUGCAGCCGGUAGACCGCAUUGCCAAGGAUCUUCGCCAGCGGCCCGCAUCCUUGGUGGUGGCUGACUUUGGCUGUGGGGACUGCCGCCUCGCUUCGAGUAUCCGGAAUCCCGUGCACUGCUUUGACUUGGCCUCUCUGGACCCCAGAGUUACUGUGUGUGACAUGGCUCAGGUUCCUCUGGAGGACGAGUCCGUGGAUGUGGCUGUAUUCUGCCUUUCACUCAUGGGAACCAACAUCAGGGACUUCCUCGAGGAGGCAAAUCGAGUGCUGAAGCCAGGGGGUCUUCUGAAGGUGGCUGAGGUCAGCAGUCGCUUUGAAGAUGUUCGGAACUUUCUGGGGGCUGUGACCAAACUGGGCUUCAAAGUCAUCUUCAAGGACCUGACCAACAGCCACUUCUUCUUAUUUGACUUUCAAAAGACUGGGCCCCCUCGGGUAGGGCCCAAGGCUCAACUCUCAGGCCUGAAGCUUCAGCCAUGUCUCUACAAGCGCAGGUGACCUCUGGAUGCCUCUUGCAGAGAGAGGCAAGUGAUAAUCCCAAGGCUGGGAACUCUGUGGACUGUCUCAACAAGUGUGAGCCAGAACCCUGGAAAACACUUCCACCACCCAAGAGCAAAAUGUGAUAAAACCCGGCUCAGCCUUAAUCUAGUGAAGGCUUCUUGGUUUUGGGUAGACGGGGUGUAUGGGAAUUGUGGGUCCCCCUUGGGUGAUAUGGAAACAAGAUGCAUUGGAAAUCAAGACUUCUCUGGGUUUGGCAUCUCUUUCCAUCUCCCUAGAAUCUCACAGGUUUUCUUUCCUGGCAACUGCACACUCUGCUUCUGCUCUUCCAUAUGGUACACCAGUUCCCUCAUGCACAGCUUCUGCACUGUCCGAUUCCAUCUCAGACAGGCAGCUGUUCCUUCUUGGCUCUGAGGCAUCUGUAGCCACCAGCGAGCAUCCUGGCUUGACAUGUCAGUUUGGGCUUCCUCCAGCUUUGUCUUUAGAGCUAUGUGGCCUAAACCACUUCUGAUACCCAUUGCCCUCUGGGGCCUUUGUGCAUGUAUGGCCGAGAGUAGAGAUUCUGGAAUCAGGUAGCUCUGUGUUCAAGGCCUGACCUUCUACUUAAAUGUCACAUUCAUCACUUGGAAAAUGUGAUUUCCUAGUAUUUCAUUCUCCUGGGAUUGCUGUGUGGAUUGAUUGAGGAAAUUUAUACACAGGCCUGGGGACCAAGGAGGUGAUCAAUAUACUCUCACCAUGGCUGUUGAAAACCAUGUGUUGAAAACCUGUUGUUCUCCAGAGACCUUCCCUAGGCAGGGUUGGAAGUAGAAAAGCAAAGAAAUGGGUUUGUUGACUGAGGAGGAUUUGGGGAUAGCUCAAGCUAGACCUUUCAAAAGGUUCAUUUCAUUGGAUGUUUAAGAGUUUCUUGAAAGGUUCUGAGCAGUCCAUGGAGAGAGGUGAUAAAGGGGCUGGAUCUGUGUUCAUAAAUAAUCGCUGGCUGAGGCCAUGUUUGGGUGGGGGCGUUGGGACUAUUCAUUGAUGGAAUAUUUCUGCCUUACAGUGGGCCCAGAUCAGGUCUUUUGGGGGAUUGCACUGGGGCCAUUCAAGAAACCUGAGGUAUUUGUUCCUACAGCCAAGGAAUGAUAAGCUGAACUCUGGCUCUUGCCCUGGAGCUGGGUCAGGCAAGCAGGGCUUUCUCACCCAGUGGUGCUGCUCCUUUUGCAUGGACACAGAUUUCCAGAAUUUGCCCCAGCAGGUGAUGUAUCAGUGUAUCUUGGUACUCUAUAGGAGAGAGGGAAGUGUUGGGGGAGAGAGGAAAAUCUGCAAUAGGACCAUUUGACUAGGCAAAGAAGGAGACCAUAGUUUGAAGACACUGGGAGUGUGCCUUGUGAGCUGAGGAGGGAGACUACCUAGGAUAAAGCUGAGUUGAGGCAACUACAGAAAAAGGAACAGCGGGGAUUCUCUCUUUAAAUAUUUGCCAGGCCCACAGGGCACAGAACCACCCAGUGAAGCAAGAACUAUUUUAUUCCUUUAACUUCUCUGUACUCGACUCAGAACCAUCAGCAAGCUACCGGGUGGAGAUGAGAAGAGCAGAGAGCUUACAGAUCAUCCCUCUGCCCCUGUGCUCCUUAAUUGGCACAGCUGGGAGGGGGGAAGACUUCAAGCUACAACAGAUGUAGAUUACUUAUUGUGAUAAAGGAUUAAACAUGAGGUUGUAUGAGGUUGUGUAUCUUAAAUGGAUCACAAGAUUAUGAACUAAGAAUGAGCUGAAACAUCACAGACUUCCAGCAGCUUUUCUGUACUGCAGGCGGUAGAGAGGAGGGCUGGUGAGAGAGAGACAAGAACAAAGUAGAGUCUGGAUCGCAAUCUAUGCCUCAUGCUUAUUCAGCAUCCCUUUUAGAGGUUUAUUGUCUCUGCAGUUACUGGUGUGUUCCAGCUUUCGGUAAUACUGUCCUAAGGGAGCACAGUUCCAAAAAAAAAAAAAACACCACUAUGAUCUUGGCAAAGACUGCUCAGCUCCAAACUCUUCACUAUUGACAUAACUGUACAAAGCCCUUUACAGCUUCUUACAGACAGAGGUCCAUAAUUAGAGCUUUUUUAUCCUUGGGUUGUCCUUCCAGGUGACUACGUAGACUGGCUUCCUGGAUCUCAGAUAUUUAACCACUGCAGUAACCACGAACCACAUUUCUGGUAUAAUUGCUUCCACUUUGGCCUGCAAAGCAAUUCACGUUCCACACAGCCAAGAGAUCUUUUAAAAAUGUAAAUCAGACAUUUCACUCCUCUGUUUAAAACGCUUCAAUGGAUUCUCAUUGCUCUAAAAACAAAAGACAAAUUCAUUCCCAGGCCCUGUGUGAUCUUGCCCAGGCCCCCUCGCCACUGUUUCUUAACACACUCCUUCCUCAGGAAACUCAAGCCACACAGACUUUCUUUUCAUUCCUCUAGCAUUUCAAGCAGGUUCUACGUCUGGGUCUUUAUUCAUGUGGCUCCAGCUUCCUAAAACUCCUUCCUUGAAGAACUCAUUUUCAUCUUGCAGACCUCCACACCAACAUCUGUGAAAGAAACUGACUAUAUGCUCACCAAAAUGUCCUUUUUCCUCGACACAGUUACAUUGCAUUUCCCAGCGCCUUGCAUCAAGGCAAGGCUGGGUGAGUAGCUCUCACCCCUGGAAGGUAAGUAGAAGUGAUGUUUCACUACCAGGCCAAGGCAAUUACAGAGCAGAUGAGCCUUCUCCAUGUUCUCCCACUUCCUCUGCUUUCCAGAAUGACCUUGAAGCACAAAUUUAGAAGGUGAUGGAGUCAGCAUAGAGGAAGUCUGGAUAUCUUAAGUCACUGCUUAGAGGAAAGCUGCUUGACUAAGAACAUUCACAUGGAUUAAACUUGGAUUAAACAAUAAUUAAAAGUUACUGAAAUUAAGAAAAAAAACCUGUUGGGUUGGGUUAGUGAGUUUGGAGAGUAUUAACAUCAGUUAGCAUUAACUGUCUCACUAAUCUAAUCUUCUCUGGG
This is a messenger RNA of Condylura cristata (star-nosed mole), 4485 nucleotides long. RefSeq names its product ribosomal RNA processing 8, methyltransferase, homolog (yeast) (gene RRP8). Gene Ontology annotation, molecular function: methyltransferase activity. Gene Ontology annotation, biological process: cellular response to glucose starvation; rDNA heterochromatin formation; regulation of transcription by glucose. The transcript has 7 exons. Bases 134 to 1504 code for a protein of 456 amino acids. Gene Ontology annotation, cellular component: nucleolus; rDNA heterochromatin; chromatin silencing complex. The record is from RefSeq and is a predicted model, not a curated record. NCBI's taxonomy places the organism in Eukaryota, Metazoa, Chordata, Mammalia, Eulipotyphla, Talpidae.